CAAACUUUUCCAUUCUUCACUCGACUCUACUAAUAUAUCCGCAAGAAAGAAGUAAAGAUCGUUCACUCAUUGAAUCUUGCUGGUAUUUUAUGCAAUUACCUGGAUUUAUCUUUAAUAUUCUUUCAUAAUCUUUUGAAACAAGAUAACGUCUUGUCUCGUGUAUUUCAUAAAGGUUCUCUAGUGGGUUUUCGAUGUUUGCCAAUGCGAUUCGGUUUGUAUCCAAUACUAAAAAAAUAAAACAUGAUUAUAAUAUAGACAAGGAAAGUCCCAUUUAUGUAGGGCCUUGGACAGUGUAUCCUGCUACGAAACGAGGCACCAAUAUUGAGGUAUCGGUUUUCUCGUUUGAGAAGCGGAUUUUAUCAACGAUAAUAAGAAAUUCUGUUGUAAAUGCUAGCUUGAAAGAAAAUUAUAUUCUUGAAGUAUUACGACGCGAUGUUAGUUCUCUAUCAAGGCUUCGUCACCCUUCACUUCUUCAGGUUGUGGAGCCACUAGAGGAAUCAAGAUCAAGACUAACCUUUGUAACGAAGAGGAUUCAGUCUUCUCUUGCUGAUGUUAUUUGUAUUUCUACUCCGAUUGCUGGUAACUCAGGUGACAUUGAUAAUCAUCUUGCUUUGGAUGAAAUUGAAGUUCAAAAAGGUUUAUUGCAGGUUAUGAAUGGUAUAUUGUUUUUAAAGGAUUCCGCAAAUAUAUUGCAUUUAAAUAUACAACCACGCUCUGUAGUUAUCGACUCAAAGGGCGACUGGAAACUUUGCGGAUUUGGUUUCUGUCAGUCAUCUGAAUCCCCUCGUUACGAGUUAAUGGAUUUCGACACUUCGACCCCUUCUUCUUUACAGCAGUCUUUGGAUUUUUUAGCUCCUGAGUACGUUCUGCAUGAAAUCGUAGGACCUGAAAACGAUGUUUUUUCUUUGGGAUGUCUUAUUUAUGCCGUGUUUAAUAAAGGGAAAAGCGUAAUUAGUGCGAAAAACAAUCUUUUAACUUAUGAGAGAGAAGUAAAUAACUUGAAUGAUAAGCUACAGUUUUAUGUAGGGAGUAUCCAAUCGCCUUCCUUACGUUCAUUACUGCUACAGUUACUGUCUCCAAAUCCAAAAAAUAGAGUCGAUGUUGCCUUCAUGGAUUCUUCUGAUUACUUUACGAAUGGAAUUAUAUCAACAUUGAGAUUUUUAGAAGCUUUUCCCGAAAAAUUACAAUCCGAAAAAGUUGCUUUCCUAGAAUCUUUGAUAAACAGGUUACCAGAAAUAAGUUUUCGGAUACAAUCGCAGAAAAUUUUACCUACUCUUCUGGAUUUCUUAAACGAUAACGAAAUAGCAGCACCUCUUCUGUCUUGCGUCUUCCAAAUAUCCAAAUUUAUUGAUUCUUCUGUGUUUACUAACAAAGUUUUUCCAGUACUUCUUCCUCUGUUCACUUCCUUUUCAAAGGAUUCCGAAAAACCUCUUUUAAUAAUUUUACAGUAUAUUGAUUGCUUCAAAGUGAAGCUUCCACGUUCAACAUUUAAUGAAAAAGUCUUGCCUUUUGUUUAUGCAUGCGUUGAGCAAUCUUAUGCAAACGUUCAGUUAUCUGCUAUUGGAGUCUUCUGUUCUCUUCAAGAUAUAUUGGACCAAAAAAUUGUAAAAUCAGCAAUUUGCCCUAAGUUAUAUCACUGCUUCUCUGUCACCAAAAAUUUAGAAGUCAAGGUCUCUAUUUUGGAAUGUUUUCAUGCUUUUAUUCAAGCAAACCUGUUAGACUCGUUUGCAAUUCUAGAAAAACUGCUACCGUUACUUGAAAAAGUGAAAACACGGGUUUCUGCUGUAGUGAUGGCUAUGAUGAAAGUUUAUAUCGAUAUUGGACGAGUAAUCCCGGAGGAAUCCGUUCACGAACUGGUUAUGCCGAGGCUUUGGGUUUUGAGUGCAUCAUCCGAAUUGAGUGUUCAAGAAUAUUCGCAAUUUAUGAGAGAAAUCCGGAAGUUGAGUGAUUAUAUUCAAAUAGAGCAUAAAAAGAAGUUAUGCUCCCGCCCCUCGUCUGCUUAUGACGAUUCUAGACAUAGUGUCAAGAUCUUAAAUAAUGCCGUCGCUAGUAGUCAGUCUUCCCGCAUGCAAGAACAAACUCUACCUUCUACAUGGCAAUCUUCAAGUAUGAAGACCGCUUCAUCCUUUCCCUCAUAUACGACUGUAAAUAUGACUGGUAAGAACUUGACAUCUACGCCAUCUUUUCCUCCUUCUAUACCUACUGAAAUUAAUGAAUCCACCGUCAACCAACAUAAUGUCAAAAAUGGGGAUUCUCUCAACGAUUUAGGGGCAUGGAAGAGUCUACUAUAACAAGCUAUCAAUUUAUUUAGCAUACAAAGGAUAUUUAUUGCAAAUAUGUACAUAACAAUAUUAUGAUUUGAACCUCAGCAAUCAGUAAAUCCAAGUUUGUGAGUGGU
Molecule: messenger RNA, 2398 nt
Organism: Schizosaccharomyces octosporus yFS286
Lineage: Eukaryota; Fungi; Ascomycota; Schizosaccharomycetes; Schizosaccharomycetales; Schizosaccharomycetaceae
Product: SCY1 protein kinase Ppk32
Exons: 2
Coding region: 192-2291 (699 amino acids)
Biological process (GO): protein phosphorylation
Molecular function (GO): ATP binding; protein kinase activity
Source: RefSeq, a predicted model, not a curated record